Messenger RNA from Thamnophis sirtalis, 1141 nucleotides. It is a transcript of the gene NKAIN2, whose product is annotated as sodium/potassium transporting ATPase interacting 2. The record is from RefSeq and is a predicted model, not a curated record. Gene Ontology annotation, biological process: regulation of sodium ion transport. NCBI's taxonomy places the organism in Eukaryota, Metazoa, Chordata, Lepidosauria, Squamata, Natricidae.
UCCUUCUGUUGCUGUGCUGCAUUGGGAGCCGCGUUGCCAUUGAACGGCGGGACCGAGGCGAAGAGGAGCCCCGACCGAGCGCCGACAAGAGGCUUGGGCUUGCUGUUGUCUUGAGGCGAAACAAAACAAGGAGGGGUGGAAGGAUUCUGUUUAAGCGGGGCGUGAGAAAAGAACCAGCGCGGGAGAGAGAGAGUGUGUGUCAGACUACAGAAGGGGCUGAGCUCGCUUGCUUCUCUCCUUCCCACCUGCCCGAAUGGCUGGAUGGAUCAAGAGCUGAGCCCGGCUGGCGAACAAACUUGCAAAGGCCGUCGGAUGCCUUUGGGAGACGCCGCCGUGCUUGCUGGAUGCCGGGACACCAUUUCCGCCCGCGCCGCUUUGCACGAGGGGCGGGAGGGCGCCGAAGGCGAUUGUUGGCGCGGCGGUUGCUGCUGCUGCUUCUGCUAAGGCGAUCCUGAUGUCCGCCCCUUCCCGGGACGCAAUGGCGGCGGCGGCAGAUAGGAGCCCCUUGAAUCCUGCCCAGGCUCGCUUAGCCUCUCCCACCAUCUGAUUGGAUACGGCUGGGCUCUGCGUGGGACUGCGGGGCUGCUGCGAGGGCUCGGGGAAACCAUGGGUUACUGCAGCGGCAGGUGCACGCUGAUCUUUAUCUGUGGCAUGCAACUGGUCUGUGUGCUGGAGAGACAGAUAUUUGAUUUCCUUGGUUAUCAGUGGGCACCAAUCCUGGCAAAUUUUGUACACAUUAUUAUAGUCAUACUUGGCCUAUUUGGAACCAUCCAGUAUAGACUUCGCUACAUAACAGGCUAUGCUGUCUGGCUAAUCCUCUGGGUUACAUGGAACAUAUUUGUUAUCUGCUUCUACUUGGAAGCUGGAGACCUGUCAAAGGAAACAGAUCUUAUUCUGACCUUCAAUAUUUCAAUGCACCGGUCUUGGUGGAUGGAAAAUGGCCCAGGCUGCACAGUGACAUCUGUGACUCCAGCCCCAGAUUGGGCCCCAGAAGACCAUCGCUACAUCACUGUGUCAGGGUGCGUUCUUGAAUAUCAAUAUAUAGAAGUGGCUCACAGUGCUCUACAAAUCUUUUUUGCACUGGCAGGAUUCAUCUACGCCUGUUAUGUUGUGAAAUGUAUCACCGAAGAAGAGGACAGCU